Miscanthus lutarioriparius is the source of this 2892-nucleotide messenger RNA. The record is from the annotation of a GenBank genome assembly. Lineage: Eukaryota; Viridiplantae; Streptophyta; Magnoliopsida; Poales; Poaceae.
AUGGCUGCCGCUCCUCCUCACGGCCACACUCCAGUGGGGGCCGCAGCGGCCACGUCCGCCGCCGUAUCCAUUGCCUGCUCGUCCUCCGCCGCUUCCUGUAACGAAGAUGACGAUGACUACGGCGGCGCGUCGUCCUCCUGGUCUCUGUCCUCGCCGCGCCGCGGGCAGCCGUACCGGCGCCUCCUCCGCGACGAGGCCCAGCGGCUCCGGCGCGCGCGCCGGGGCCAGGGUCCGGGCGCCGACAUGCCGCGGUGGGUGCGCCGCACCACGGACCAGAUGGUCCGGUACGUCGAGGACGACCGCGCGGGGCACGUGUACGGCCGCCACGUGGUCGCCGCCGUCCGCACGGUGCGCGCCACGGCGUCGCGCCCGUCCGCCGACAUGCGCCAGGCCAUGGCGUCGUUCGUGACCAGGCUCACCUUCCGCGAGAUGUGCGUCGUACUCCGCGAGCAGCGCGGCUGGCGCCAGGCGCGCGACUUCUUCGCUUGGAUGAAGCUUCAGCUGUGCUAUGAACCAAGCGUUGUAGCCUACACCAUUCUGCUGCGGUUGUAUGGCCGGGUUGGGAAGAUCAAGCUUGCUGAAGAGAUGUUUCUUGAGAUGCUGCAGGUUGGCUGCGAGCCUGAUGCAGUGGCAUGCGGGACCCUCUUGUGUGCAUAUGCUAGGUGGGGGCGACACAAGGACAUGAUGCUGUUCUACUCGGCGGUGCGCAGGCGCGAAUUAGUUCCCCCAGUCUCGGUCUACAACUACAUGAUCUCGUCUUUGCAGAAGCAGAAGCUGCAUGGCAAGGUCAUCCAUGUGUGGAAGCAGAUGCUGGAAGCUGGCGCGCGGCCUAAUCAGUUCACAUAUACAGUUGUCAUCAGCUCCUUUGUCAAGGAAGAUCUCUUGGAGGAGGCCAUGGAUGUGUUUGGUGAGAUGAGGCGGUGUAGGUUUGUUCCGGAAGAGGCGACUUAUAGCCUUUUGAUCAGCGUGAGCUCCAGACAUGGCAAAGGAGAACAGGCAUUGCGGCUUUUUGAAGAGAUGAAGGCUCAGGGAAUUGCCCCCAGUAACUACACCUGUGCAUCUCUCUUGGCCCUGUAUUAUAAGAAUGAAGACUACUCAAAGGCUCUUUUGCUCUUUUCUGAGAUGGAAAAUAGUAAGAUCAUUCCUGAUGAGGUUAUCUAUGGAAUUCUUAUUAGGAUAUAUGGUAAGCUUGGGCUUUAUGAGGAGGCAGAGCAAACGUUUGAGGAAAUUGAGAAGGUGGGUCUUCUGAGCGACGAGCAGACUUAUGUGGCAAUGGCUCAAGUUCACUUGAAUAUUGGAGAUCAUGAUAGAGCAUUGGAGGUGUUAGAAUCUAUGACUACUAGAAAUGUGAAGCCUUCACACUUUUCUUAUAGCGCUCUUCUCAGAUGUUAUGUUGCAAAGGAAGACAUAGCUGCUGCAGAAGCUACCUUCAGAGCUCUCUCCCAACAUGGCCUGCCUGAUGCGUUUUGCUGUAAUAACCUGCUCAGAUUGUAUAUGAGGCUGGGACAUCUAGAGAAGGCCAGGGCACUAGUUUUAAAGAUGAGGCCAGACGAUUUCCAGCUUGAUGAGGACCUCUCUAUGACAGAGAUGGAAUUUUAUUGCAAAAGCAGUAUGAUUAAGGAUGCAGACAAAUUAUUCAAAGAUAUUCAGAGAAACAGAAAAACCGUGAAGAUUCCAACAAUGCUUUUGCUUAUAGAGAUGUAUGCUAGAAACAGAUCCUGUGUGAUUCUGAAAGAGCACAGCUCGUCAAAGGCACUCGAUGAAACUGAAAGUUCAGCAGCUAGCGUGGUGUUGAAAUCCUUGUUGGACAUGCCUGGGGGCUUGUCCAGUGUGUCCCUACUGAUCAGCAAAUUGGCUAGGGAAGGGAGCACAGAUGAGGCAAAAUUCAUUUAUGAUCAGCUGACUGAAUUGGGAAUCAAGCCUGAUGAUUCAGCAAUCGCUACAUUGAUUGUCCAGUAUGGCCAGGCCAAGCAGUUAGAGCAAGCACAAGAACUAUUCAAGUCAGCAUCAGCAUUCUUUCCAGAAGGAGCAAAUGUUUACAAUGCCAUGGUUGAUGCAUUCUGUAAAUGUGGCAAAACUGAAGACGCAUAUCAUCUUUUCAUGGAAAUGGCUAAAGGCAGUAAUAGAGAUGCUGUGACAGGAAAUUUCAAGAGGUUGAAAACAUCAUACAUGGCUGUUUCCAAGAUGAAGUACCACGUCAUCACUCAUCAGCUUCAAUCUUCUAUUCAGUGUUUAUGGCAAAGGAGGAAAGCUGGACAAGCUGUUGAAAUGUUUGCUGCUGCACAGGAGCUAGGCUUGCCGAUUGAUGAAAAGAUGUACACAGACAUGCUUAGCUUAUAUGGAAAAGCCGAUAGGCAUCAGGAGGCGUCUUUAAUGUUCAAAAGAAUGAAGGAAGAUGGCAUCAGGCCCGGAAAGGAGAUGCAGGACUGUGGUCACGCUCCCGACUCGUUCUCCUACCUCGCGCUGAUUAGAGCAUACACGGAGGCUAAACUGUACACUGAGGCAGAAGAAGCCAUCCAGAUGAUGUUGAACAGCAACACAACCCCUUCCUGCCCUCAUUUCAGCCACCUGAUUUUCGCCUUUCUGAAGGAAGGCCAGAUUGGUGAAGCCCAGAGGAUCUACAACCAAAUGAAGGAGGCAAGUGUGGCUCCUGAUCUGGCCUGCUGUAGGACCAUGAUGAGGGUGUACAUGGAGCACGGUCUCAUGGAUGAAGGCAUCUCUCUCUAUGAGACGACGCGCGGCUCGCUGAAACCUGACAGCUUCAUCUUGAGCGUUGCGUUUCAUUUGUAUGAGCAUGCAGGCAGGGAGUCUGAAGCCCAGGAUGUCCUGGAUGCCAUCAGUGUGAGUGGUACCUCCUUCCUGAGGAAUAUGAAGAUUGGAUCGAAGCUUUGA